CAAGUGUCAUAUUAGAAAUAAAAGUCUAAAGUGAUGUUGGUUUAUGUAAAGUUAAUUAAAAUUCGCGAUAAAACGUUUAAAAAUCAAUUGACUGUGGUGGUUGGACGACUUAAGAUGUAACUAAAGAUGUGAUAUUUUAGUUUUUAAUUGUAAUUGUAAAGGAUUAUCAAACGAAAGUACAAAGCCAAAUGCGAAAGUUACGUGUGUAGUUAAGGCCAACCGAUUGAUUUCCGAAAAAAAAUGGGAUUUACUCAUUUAUCGUUCGAAAUCAUUUUAAUACAAUUAUGUAGUGGCUUCCCUAUCGGAUUAGAGAACUCCGCAGCAGAUUUUCACACCCAGUUCAUUACCGGAUUAGUAGGCGUUCUACUGAUCGUUUGCGGAACAGUAUUUUUAGUCGGUUGCCUUUGUUGCCAAAGAAGAAAUGGAUUUAAGGAUGAGAAAAAGCAGGAAUUUCAGAAUUGCCAGGUUGUGGCUUCUUCAACUUCUAGUCUGGAUCACGGACAUAUCAAUCCAAUCGCGAACGGGGAAUUUACGAUAUUUACCCCUCUUUCCCCGCCGCAUCAUAACAAUAACGUUUUCCUUGCCAACGAGCGAAUUGUAGGGCGAACUGAGAUCGAUUGCGAUAAUGAGAAUGCGGAUCUUAGUUCUUGGUUUGGUAAGCCGCCCAGCUUACCAUUCAACAAUUUUGACCGGUGCCUUACAGAUCGUUCCGAGGCAGAUUUCCCUCGUACGAAACUAAAGUACAUUAAAGAAAUUGGAAGGGGUUGGUUCGGUAGAGUCGUUGAAGGAGCCGCACAAGGAUUAGAUGAUAAUUGUGAUAUUUGGAGUCCGGUCGCUGUCCGUAUCUUAGAGGCGAGCGCGACGAGUACGGAGCGCGCGGUUUUUUUACACGACGCCAAUAUUUACCGGUGUGGUAAACAUCCACAUAUCUUGAAACUACUUGGCCGUUGCCUUGAAUCCGUCCCAUUGCUUCUGUUACAAGAGCUUUGUCCUUGUGGUGAUCUUAAAAAGUAUUUGUUAGAUAAUCGAAGUUCCGCCGAGAAGUUAUCGAGUAGCGACCUGCCCUUACUUUGGUCCUGUCAAAUUUCGUCCGCCAUUAAACAUCUCCACGAUCACAGAUUGACGCAUCCAGAUUUGGCGGCCCGAAAUUGUCAGGUGGUCAAUGAACGUACGAUAAAGCUAGGCGAUUAUGGCGUUGCUGCUAGUUUGUAUCCGGAAGAUUAUUAUCAAGGAGCACCUGCGGUUCCUGUGAGAUGGUGUGCUCCCGAGUCGAUAGUUUACACUUGCACUACCAUUCAACCCAAAAAAGUAACAUUAGAAAGUAACGUCUGGUCGUUUGGUGUAACGAUGUGGGAAAUUUUGGAGCAUGGAGCGCAGCCGUACUCGCAGUUAAGUGAUGAUGAGGUGAUUUCGCAAGUGGUAGGCUCUGGAACCGUACGCUUAGCCAAACCUACGUCACCUGCCCUCUACACUGAUUACUUAUUCCGUCUAAUGCAAAUGUGCUGGUCAACGCUCGAAUCGCGCCCUUCCGUUUCACAAGUGCAUUUAAUGCUGUCCGACCUAAUGCAAGUUUAUCAAAACCAGACGAACUCGGAGCCCGGCAUUUUGCUGGAAGACUUCGAUAAACGCUGGGACAGUUUUAAACCGAACUCGCUCGCCAGGACGGACAAUCAGGAUUUUUUGCGCGAUAGUAAGUCGCUGGCGGACAUUGAUCUUAGCGAUAUCACCGUACUGAACAUGAAGAUGGGUAAGGACGACGAUUUGCUAAACUCGAAACCGAUGUCGCCGAGUUUGAAUAACUUGCACGGGUCGUUGGACAAUUUGGUCAACGACGAGAUGGACUCGUGGUUGCAGAAGGUCGCGCAUAAAACCGGCGAUAUGUCGUACGUGCGCGGUUUAUCGGAGGCCAUGAGCGAUCUGGAUAAGGCGCUGGCGCUGGAGAACGUCUCCAGUUCCGAUUCUAGUUACCAGCCCAGCCCGGCACCGGAGACCGUGUCGACGAACAAGCUACAGUUUCAGUUGGGGCCUACGCGAAUGGAAACGUCUCAAGCACAGCAAAGCAGUUUGACUGAAAGCAUGCAACGAACGAGUAGCGAAAGUGAGACUGAAGAUGAGAAUUGGAGGCGGAAAAUCGAGCAAGGGGCUUACUCCGAGAAGGUACACCAAAAAUCAAAGUCCGUGACCGACCUCAUGGUUCUUACGCAUAUUGAUUACUCAGAAUCGGAUUCCGAAACUCCAUUGCCUAGUUUAGAUUAUAGGGUCAAUUAUAAGAAUGUAAGAUAUGCGCCUAAGCAUAAUUUAGAAAAUGCGAGCUUAUUGUUCGGAAGCGAGGGUAACCUUUUGAGCGUCCACGAUAAGUUUCAAGAGGAACUGAGGAGGCUCCAAGAGGAGCGUAAAGAUAGUUUACUGUUUGUACCUGAAUACAAUCGUUCUCGUGAUAAUGAUACUAACAAACCUUACGAGGAUAACGUAGUCGAUAUUGAUAAUUUAUUAUACCGUACUGAGCAUAUUAGUAGUAGCAAUACGCAAUCAAACUUUACCAAUGCCGAGCAAUCACCAAAUGCCAUUUCGCAAAAUACAAAUCAUCGUAACCCCGAGUUUUUAUUAGAAGAAUUAAGUAAUAAUACAAUUGAUAUUCAGCCUGCGAAUCAAGUAUACAAUGUAUUUAAUCUCACUGUAGAUACCAAGUUUACCCCGAAUCACAUAACUAAAGAUCUGCAAAAUAUAAUCCUACUGGAGGACAAGCCGAUAAAGAAGAGCCUAUGUUACAACGUGCCAAAGUUAUCCGAAAUAAUACAAAAUAACGACGGAUUAAUGGAUUACAUUAUUAAUAAGUACGAAACCGAAGAAGAUCUAAACAAUAGCAAGGAAUUUAACAACAAUACGCCAUCGAAACCGGUUGAGAAUUGUGAGGUGGCUCCGCCCACAGUGAAUUUUGACGUCGGUUCGAACCAAGACGAAGUCUCCCCCAAUAGCAUGACGCACAUGGUCGCCUUUAGCAGUACGCCGUUCGCGAAACGCGACCACGCAACGUCGCAGUUUUCUUCGAAUUUUGAUCCAGAUGACGCGCUGGCAUUACAGUACUCUUUGGAAACGUGGGACAACUUUCUCGGAGAGGCAAUGGAGGGUCCGAAGAAGGCGAUUGAAUUGAAUGGCUUCUCGGCGGCGGAACCGACAUCGCUCAUGUUUACAGAGGGAGGGGAGCCUGCUACUGAUGAUGAUGACAAAACUUUUAUGAUUGAUCAGCCAGGCGAUGCGACUUACGUCAAGGAAGAAAAUGACGGUGACGAGAAUGUAGCCAAUCAAACCUACGAUCUUAGUUUCACUUCUUCGGCCGAUAGUGCAGAGAAAGACAGCGCGCCUGGAUCAGGUCAGGGAUGGUAUCUCCACCCCCAAGAAAACGCACCGGUGACGGGCGAGUUGGAGAUGUGUCAAACGGGCGACGCUGAAAGUUACGUCGGUUUCAGUGUGGAUGACGAAAUUGUGGCGGCGCUUAGAAAUGAACUAUUAAUGAAACUACCUCAGGCGCAGGGUCACGUUAGUGAGCAAGUCCAAGACGAUGAUGAGGAAGAAUUGGAGGAACGGAAUGAAGUUUUGAUAAAGUACUACAAUGUUCCACUGUCGCCGAUACCGGAGGAAAGUUACAGUGAAGAUAGCCGUUUCAUAUGCAAUCGCCGGAAUAGUACCGACUCGGAAAAUGAAGAAUGGCUCGAGCAGUUAGACGAUGGAAUCACGCCCGUUCCGGAUACCGAAACUGUAUCCAUCCAAAACAAUGAGAGUCCCGCGCACGAACCACCACACCGGCAUACGCCCAGUCAGGACUCGUGCUGUUCAAACGAUACAUUAUUUAAUCUCGAGGAACUCCUUUGCGCAGAUGCCGACAAGAAAGGUGAGGUCCUGUUAAGAUCUGAAAAGAAGCAAGAGACUGACGAGCAUCAAGCCAAGACUGAUAAUUUAAUACUCGACAACAUCUCUGAUAUUAACGUGGAAGAUAUGUGUAAAGGAAUAAUGGAAGAUCUGGUUAGCGGUUUGGUGGUGUACGAAAAUGGCGAUACAUGCGACAAUUUAGUGAAUGGAUUUUCUGUACCUGAAAAUGAUUGGUUGCCAGAUAUCACUCGAUUUCUAAAUUGUGAACGCAAGAACCACUUUGAAUCGAAUAAAGAAAACGGUCUGGACGAACGAGAGGUGGAUAUCGAGGAUAUACACUUCGUUUCAAACGGUCCAGAGUACAUAAAUGUGGACGAUCUCAACCGGCUUAAAUUAGAUGUUGACUAUGUCAACGUGAACGAGCUAGAUAAAAUUGUUAAUGUUAACAAUGAAUCUGAUUAUGCCAAUGUAAAUAGCGAUGGGGAUGUAUACGACGCCCUUACCGAUAUUCGGUUUACGGGUCCGGGUGAUGUGCAAAUGAUGUCGACUUCGUUUAGCGAAAGCGUCGACAUUGACGAGCAAGAUUGGGAUAGCGGAUCCGAUACGAGGUCAAGUUCAAGCGGCGAAUUUAUUUGGAAGGAGGGGGAGCACGAAGAGUCUGUGAAGGCCCUACGAGCUGCCCCACAAGAUGUGAAUUCAAAUGAAAAAUGCAACGCAAUGAACGAUAUCGAUGAGGUUUCAACCGAAACCAGCGACGAAGAUGAAGACGGCGAUAGUCCAGAAUUCGUGCCAUCUGCUUGGGACAAAUAUGCGACACCUACAAAGUCCUCUUUACGUUCUCCCGAGAAAACCUUAGAGAAAGCCGAAGUUAAGAAGCGGAAAGGUGUUUGGUUUAAGAAACAAAAAUAUCACUGCGUGUACGAGUAUCCUCGCGAACCCGAAAGUCCUAUUGUUAACAGCUACGAUUUAUGGCAGCCUGUUACCAACUCUUUAAUUGAUUGGGAAGUUGAUACUACCUCGUUAACCGACAACCAAAAUUUGUACCUUGGUGAUUUUUCGACAGGCAUGACAGGAUUCGACGACGAAUUUUACAUAAGCAGUACAGCACAACCGUUCGAAGCCCUCGCCGGUCUCGCUUCUCAAUUCUUUCCCGGUCAGGCGAUAUCCGAGCAGUGGGUCGAUUUAACAAAGUCCCCCUACGAAAACGUUACCCCGGACAGCGGCGUCGAAGACAUCACCCCGGCGAGCAACUCUGACAUCAACGAAUUUCCACACGAAACCGCGAAACCCCAACUGCAAUCGUUAAAAUCGCUAGCGACGUCGGCGCUCAAACAACACCAGCCGACCCACCUCAAAACCGACACCACGAAAGACUGCCUGGGCGGCCUCAGACACACGCGAAACAAGCUCAAACUCGAUCUCCCGCCCAGUCCCAACGCCUUCACCGUCACGAAGGCGUUCACGAUAGAGCCCGAAGAAGAGCCAAUCACCAAACAGGAAGUUCCUACGUUCACGACGUUCGGUAAAAGUCGAUUUCUAGUGCAGCACGUCGAUACGCCGACGCCCGAGGAGGAGAGCAAGAACGUUUCGUUCGAGGCGCUCCCCCACAAGCCGAUUCGCAUGGUUAAGGGCGAUAAGGUCAAGGUGGAGAUGCGGGGGGAGGCGAGUCUGCUUGAUAGCGCGGACGAGGAUAGCGGUAUCGAAUCGAGCACGUUGGAACGGCGAAAAAUUGUGUCGUAAUUGUUUGUUUUAAAACGCCUUAGUAGGAUUCGCAUUUAGUUUAAUUUUCGUAGAGCAGUGGGACCACAAUUUCAUGCUCUUCCUUUAGCGCCCCCGCUUCAUUUUGAUCAAACAGUAUUAAAUGCAAAAGAGAAUCGGUGCUAGACAAGUAUGCGUUCGCUUUUUUAAAAUUGUGGAACCACCAAAGUGAAUGAAUGCACUAAUUUUGAUGUACCUUGACCACACAUUUUUUUUGUUUAUUUUAUUGAGUCUUAAUUUAAGUGGGUAGUAGUCGGUUUCAUAAUUUAUAAAUAAAAGCGAACGUACAUUUGCAUAGCCUCGAAUCUCUUCACGCUUAGUACUCUUUGAUAUUAUUCAAACAUGAAAUGGUUCAGCUUAAUUUAUUAGCAGGUAUUUUGCGUAGCAUCACUGACAAUAUAAUAACAGAUCUUUGUGUAAUUGUGAUAAAGUCUUAUUUAUUUUUACAUUAAAUGGAUACGUUAAAUGUUAUUGUUAAAUGUUAUGUAUGGUCUGAUCCAUUUUCUAGUUAAUUGAAUUGAAAUUCUCCAAUUGUCGUAUGCGUUCAGUAUUUACGAUGUAUUACUAGUAGGUCUUGAAAAGUGAAAAUUGUUUUUCCGAAAUUAAUCUCACGGAUGAGUGGAUAAAUUCUGUUUUAACUUAAGUCAUCUCGUCCUUUCAACUGUCUUCAUUAAUCUCGUUGAAACGUAGUUAAUACCGAAUUUAAUACUCUUUGACAUAACAAAUUUCUAUAUUUUAAUAUACUAGCUGUGUAGAGGUACGUGUCUUCGUAUUACAGUCUAAUUUGUAUGUAAAUAAUGUGAUUUAUUAGUUUUGUUGUAUUAAUUGUAGAAUAGCUGUAUUAUAUUGCACUAGGUAGAUAAGUAUGUUGUAUUAAUAAAAAAUACUACCCA
Messenger RNA from Photinus pyralis (common eastern firefly), 6518 nucleotides. RefSeq names its product serine/threonine-protein kinase LMTK2-like. Gene Ontology annotation, molecular function: protein kinase activity; ATP binding. The transcript has 18 exons. Gene Ontology annotation, biological process: protein phosphorylation. The coding region runs from base 241 to 5607 and encodes 1788 amino acids. The record is from RefSeq and is a predicted model, not a curated record. NCBI's taxonomy places the organism in Eukaryota, Metazoa, Arthropoda, Insecta, Coleoptera, Lampyridae.